Messenger RNA from Mytilus californianus (California mussel), 3772 nucleotides. Its product is annotated as mucin-17-like. Bases 77 to 2347 code for a protein of 756 amino acids. Lineage: Eukaryota; Metazoa; Mollusca; Bivalvia; Mytilida; Mytilidae. The record is from RefSeq and is a predicted model, not a curated record. The transcript has 9 exons.
UUUCACUCAAAGAAAGCGAAAAAAAAACAGUUGCUUGAGGAAUGAAUUUCUGGACAGUCGAUAAUCUAGAGUCUUGAUGGAACUAUUCUGUAAAGUCGUUUCUUUGGGUUAUUACGUUUUUGUUGGUAUACUGUUCCUGUUACAAGGAAAACUGGUAUCCACAGCAUGUAAAGGGAAAGGAUUUCCAGUCGAAUGGACGACAGCAACUCCAGGGGUUACAUACUGGUAUGCGACACCAAUAAUUAAAAGACAAUUCACGGCUGGAUACAGUGUGAUAGAUUACUAUACAACAGAUGGAUUGGCCAUGGGUGCAUCUCCUUCUUGUCUAGAUGAAUAUUAUGACUCAACAACAGGAUACUAUUACUAUCUGAUGUACUAUGGCGAUGAGAAUGUUUACAGUUUGGAGAAGGACAUUGAAAUAUGUCAUGGCUACAAACAGUUCGACAAUGUAAUCAGGGAAUUCUACCACGAGUUUUCAAUUAGCGGCACUAUAACCAGUGCGCAGGAUUGUGUUGGGCUAUUUACUGCAGGCUCUACCAGUAUAGCUCUUUCAAAAUACAACUUUCAGUAUGCAAACUGCCCGUUUGAUUUCACUACCUAUGACUUCACCUUCAGUGAUAAAGGAAAUCCCGACUACUGUGCUGGUAAAACUUCUGAAGCCUAUAUUGAGAAUGAAGUCAUCGCUUUGAAGAGUUGUUAUGAUCCUCUGAAUAUAACAUCAGCUGCUCCUUAUUAUGGGCCAUUUUCAUGCCUUGGUAGUUGGCCAGCAGAUAAAAAGGACACAACUUCUUUUGGUGAUUUUAUAGUUAUCGAGAUGUAUGAUGAGGCAAAGUGGCCAUAUUGUGGGAGAUAUAAAGUUGAUAAAAAUGGCGUCAUUACAAUUUCUAUUUACCUGUCAAUGAGUCAAGGUGACUGGUUCCCUGUUAUGUGUAUUGCGUCGGUUGAUAACGAGUUCAUGUACGAUGACGGAACCCAGAAGUUUGUGAGAAUGGUGUUUACUCCUCCUUAUUCAUCAACUAUAAAGAAAACAACACAAGCUGAUCCGACAAUAAUAACUUCAGAACCGGCAAUAACAACAUCCGAAAUUACGACAUCUACUGAACCGACAACUACCGAAUCGAAAACUACUGAACCAACAACUACCGAAUCGACAACUACGGAACCGACAACUAUUGAACCGACAACUACCGAACCGACAACUACCGAACAGACAACUACUGAACAUACAACUACUGAACCGACAACUACUGAACCAACAACUACCGAAUCGACAACUACGGAACCGACAACUAUUGAACCGACAACUACCGAACCGACAACUACGGAACCGACAACUACCGAACAGACAACUACUGAACAUACAACUACUGAACCGACAACUACUGAACCGACAACUACCGAACAGUCAACUACUGAACCGACAACUACCGAACCGAUAAUUACCGUACCGACAACUACUGAACCGACAACUACAGUACCGACAACUACAACAACUGAACCGACAACUUCAACAACUCUAACAACAUCUGUCACUACCGAACCGACACCUAUAACUACCGAACCGACUACUACAAUUAUCGUGUUGACAACUACAACAACUGAUCUGACAACUACAAUAACUGAUCCGACAACUACAACAACUGUUCCGACAACUACAACAACUGUUCCGACAACUACAACAGGUGAAUCGACAACUACAACAACUGAUCCGACAACUACAACUGAUCCGACAACUACAACAACUGUUUCGACAAUCACAACGACUGUUCUGACAACUACAUCAACUGAACCGACAACUACAACAACUGUUCCAACAACUACAACAGCUGAUCCGACAACUACAACAACUGUUCCGACAACUACAACGACUGUUCCGACAACUACAACAACUGAUCCGACAACUACAACAACUGAUCCGACAACUACAACAACUGCUCCGACAACUACAACCGCUGAUCCGAUAACUACAACAACAACUGAACUAAAUAUAGCAACGGUUGGAUCAACUAAUACCUCAAAUAACAUCAUGACAUCUAAAUCAUCAAAGUCUGAAAUAUGGAAUAGCAUACGUGAUUUAUACUGGCCAUGGUGGAUCCUUGUCGGGGUUUCAAUUCUUCUGCUAGCUUUAUUGACCUGUUGUUUAAUUUAUGCUGCAAAGAAACGAAAACGUGCAGUAGAUGACCAUGAAAAAGGAAAACCUAUGAGCGACAGGAGUCAGGCAAAUUUGCAACAAACUGCAAAAACCAGUGGAACCAGUUUAAAUAAAGACACCACCAAAGCAACACAACGUGCAAGAAAGAUUACAGUCAAACCUUUUUUUCCACCCAAAAAAUGGAAUAAUUUUUAGAUUAUAUGAUAAACUUCUAAUAACAUUGAAUCGAUUAAUUGUAAAAGUAGCUUUCUGAUUUUUAUACGAGUAUGGUUUUUUUUUUAUAAUUUUGUAUUUUGGCAUGAGCUCAAGUGAUGUUACCUUCAAUUUGGUUGCAUGCCAAAUUCUAUAAGAAAGGACCAAACUCAGCAAUCGUUAAACGUAAAAUUUUGGAAAAGUUCGGAGAGCCGAUAAGAUUGCUUCGGAAGUUGGUUGGUCUGCUUCAUUUCUAUGAGCACUGAAACAUUAUUAUUUUAUCAUAACGUCAUUAUUUAAACGAAAGAAGCAAUAUAAGCACGAGCGCUUUAGCGCCUAAACAGUGUUCACAGUAACAGUAGAAUGAUUAAAGGAAACAGAGAAAAUUAAGGAAAGAAUAAAGGAUUAUUACUAGUACAGUCCGCAGAUUUAAAGAGUUAUGUUGUUUUUGUUUUUUCAUUUUUGUUUUUUUAUUGGUUGUCUAUUAUUGAGAAUAUAGCAUGUGUGGUUCUUAGUUGAACUGCAACCUCACUUUUGGCUUUUCAAAAUUAAACGGCAAAAUUGACCGAUGAAAAGUUUUGACGGCGAAGUUGUUCGUUGUAAAUAAAAAUUGUUUGUUGAGUUUUACUUUCAUUUAUAACUUCAUUUUUGUAAAUUCAUUCAUUUCUACAAAUUCACUGGGGAGCAGUCCUAUGUUUUUAUCUGUCAGAUGAAAGUGUACAGUUUUUGUACAGUUGUUGACUUGUGCCGGUGACGGUCAAGUUUUUACACUCAAACAUUUUUCAUGAGUAUGAAAUAGUAAAUAUAGCAAAUAACUCAUACAUUCAAUGGCUUUUUAGAUAUUUCUUAACGUGAAAAUGUCUUGUUAAAUAAUAAUUUAAUUGCACCUGAGCAGCUUACAGUUCAGUCACUGUCAAAACAUUAUUUUGGCAUUAUACCGUCCCGUACAUGUUCUAAAUAAUUUGAUAUACGAGGUGUUCCCUUGUCAUUUUUGUUUUUCUUUUGUAUGGGGACCUAUGGUUGGACCCCCCUUUUUAUAUAACUUGCAUGUGUUGGAACCCCCUUUUAAAAUGGCUGGACCCGCGCCUGUUGUAUCGUUACUUUAAUUGUGAUUCUGUUGUAUCUUUACUCUUCCUACAUGCGUCUUGUGCGAGAAUAUUAUUGUUACCCUUUAAUUUGUAUCUCUGUUUGUUUGUUUUUUUGUUUGUUAUUUUGUUUGUUAUUUUAAUAUUUAUUUGUUGAUCUUUGUUUUGUAUUUAUUCUUAUUGUUUACAUAGGGCUUUUUGUACGAGUUUUCCUUUUUGUAUUCAGUAUUCAUUAAUUGUUAGAUAGGUUUGAUGUUACUAUUCAUUUUUGUUUUCCGAAUUGAUUAGAAUUACGUUUUUUUAUAUGACACGGUUAAUUCAAUAAACCAAGUUAUUGUUGUGA